AUCGCUCAAAUUGCCGAGAGCCUCCCCCGAGCUCAGCUUUCAUCGGAUCUUUACCCGACACCUCAGAUGAAAGUAGCGCUCGAAGAGCUAUACGCCUCGGUCCUCAACUUCUUGCUGAAGGCCUAUGAUUGGUAUAAGCAAGAGAAACUCUCGCAUUUUCUUCACAGCGUCACACGGCCCCUGCAUCGUGUUUACGCCGACCUGGUCGAUGAAAUCGCGGAAAAUUCUCGAAGAAUCGAUCAGUUGGCUGCCGCGGCAAUGCAGGCUGAAUGUCGUGAUAUGCAUCAGAAAAUAAAAGUCAUUCAGUCUCAACUGCAAUUGAUCGCGGCAUCACGGACUGAACCUCGCGACUUGAAUCAAAUAUUCACCGUUAUUCAGUCUCAGCAAGACCUAGCGGCUACGAAGAUGGAUGUCAUUCUCAACAAGAUGGCAUCAUAUCAUGCCAUACAGUCAAAUGGCAUAUUGGAUACCAAUCAAAGACUUUCGGACCUUCAGAUAUCUCAAAUCCUCACUCACUUGUCCAAUGUGCCACUUGACGACCCGCUUAAAAGCUUUCAGCAUCAUCUAUUCUUCAGGAAACGACGAGCACAAGGAACAAACUUGUCCACAGUUACAAACGCCUUCUGGCUCUCUUCCCGGUUCCAGUCACUCUUUUCCACAGACGACUCAGCACUUGCUUUAAUGAGGGGAAAUUUCGCUACCCGGCAGGUGCUACAAGAUUUGUGCAUUGAUGUCAUCGACCAUUUGAGAUGUUCAAAUAUACCAACUCUCUGGGCGCUGAAGAAAGCUCCGACACCUACCAAUGAGCAGGCGCAAUUAUCUAUUGCCGAUUUGCUCAAGUAUCUGAUAUUCCAAGCCCUCCAGCUCAACGAGAGUUUGAAAACGGAAAAGACCAUGGCCUGGCGCUGCGCGCAGUUUCAGAGAGCCACCACUGCUACAGAAUUAUUUCAGCUCUUGCUGGCAGCGUUGGACGGUCUUGGUCGACAAAUUUACCUUGUAAUUGACCUAGAGACAAUAGAAGAGUCACUACAGAGCGUAGAUGGCUUCAACAUCGUGUCUGCAUUCCUACAGUCAUUCCACGCUUCGCAAUCGCCAAACACACGACUCAAAAUCAUUAUUGUA
Molecule: messenger RNA, 1122 nt
Organism: Trichoderma atroviride IMI 206040
Lineage: Eukaryota; Fungi; Ascomycota; Sordariomycetes; Hypocreales; Hypocreaceae
Source: RefSeq, a predicted model, not a curated record